Coregonus sp. 'balchen' is the source of this 45041-nucleotide messenger RNA. NCBI's taxonomy places the organism in Eukaryota, Metazoa, Chordata, Actinopteri, Salmoniformes, Salmonidae. The record is from the annotation of a GenBank genome assembly.
AAGGUAUGGAGGAGCCAGUGAAACAGAAGGAGUCAGGUGAAGGGGUGUAUGACUAUUACCCUCACACCCCUGGGAAGUACACCGUCACCAUCACCUGGGGAGGACAGCACAUCCCUAAGAGGUGAGUCCUUUACAUACUGGACAUCAAUGUUUCUUUCUCUAUGCUUUUUUUGAUUGUUAAAGGUUGGGAAAUUAAAGUAGGUAAUCAAAAACAAAGUCUGCUAGACUGUCACCUGAAAUGUUCAGGUCAAGUCAGUUGGUUCCUUUGGGUCAUAUAUGAAGACUAGAGCAGUGUUUGUGUAUGUGUGUGGUAGGAGGGGCUUGGCAGAUCCAUGGCUGAUUGCUCGGUCUCUACACAGUGGUAAGAACUCACUGUGGUGGUAGCUAGGGACUCAGGAGGUGAGGUAGGACGUGGUAGCUAGGGACUCAGGAGGUGAGGUAGGACGUGGUAGCUAGGGACUCAGGAGGUGAGGUAGGACGUGGUAGCUAGGGAAUCAGGAGGUGAGGUAGGACGUGGUAGCUAGGGAAUCAGGAGGUGAGGUAGGACGUGGUAGCUAGGGACUCAGGAGGUGAGGUAGGACGUGGUAGCUAGGGACUCAGGAGGUGAGGUAGGACGUGGUAGCUAGGGACUCAGGAGGUGAGGUCUGGCCUGGGUGUGCUGGUGUGGGGUGGUCUGACCUGGUGUGGGGUGGUCUGAUGUGGUGGUAGCAGUGAAUGGCAGGUCCCUGGGGACACAUGCAGCAGACAGGCAGCCAGUGUGUUAGCAUUGCAGUGUUAGCAUUGCAGUGUUAGCUACCUUAGUGCCUAACAUGGCACUGUGUGAAACAUUUUAAAUGUCUCCUCACAUUUCAUCAGGGCUAGGCUAUGUACUCUGGUCGCAGACAGAUUAACUUAACAAGCAACCCUGGAAAUGAUUCUCUUUAUUUAGCUGUAUUUGUUUGGUUUCUGGAUGACUGUGUGUGAGAGUGAGAGCUGGUUUCAGCAUUAGGAAAUGUAGUCAUUUUUAUGCCACACUGACAGACGGAAACCUGCUUACGUUUUACAGUAAUGAUAUUCUGUAACUGUGAAAAUAAUUUAACUAGCUGUCACAGCUCGCUGUGAGGGGAGUUAACCUCUGUUAACAUUUUAUUAAGCAUUAAGGCAUUUUCCGUAUCUUCAUCAGGGUUUACUACAAUGGGGGCUGGAUUUACGCGUCUUAAAACGCUCUUGGGAGAGAGGGCUCUGGUAAUGCUAAUACUCAGCCUGGAAGAUGGGGUUAAGAAAGUGGCCUGCUAGUGCUAGGCCUUAGAAGGACAACUGGAAUUACCCCCAUGCUGUUACCAUGGUGUUACUAAGCACUGAACAGGCUCCCAGCUGACCUCAUGUGCUCUCAGGACCAGGUUGAAAUGUCUCCUUUAAUGGAAAGAUUCACCCAUUGUUUUUUAAAUGUUAUAUCGUUUCUGGGCAUCUCUGAGAGAUGUUUUAUCGAUUCCCGGGGUUAUUUAAUGUUUUCAUGAGCUCUUGAUCAGAAACUCGGGCAGAAAUACAGCCAGUAUGAUGCAAAAUGCAUCAUACUGACUGUAUUUAUGCAUUUCGAAAGUUCUACAUCUUGAAAACUUCAUUUGCGGACUCGCAAAACAUUUUUGGGACUGUAUCAACAGUGGACUAGUGAAACAAAUACCAGAAGAUAGUUUUUGAGUGAAAUGUUCCUUUUAACGGCCCAAACCACAGGCCCUUUAAAGCCAUGUUCUGGAAUGGUCUGUUCGGUUACGGUAAUACCAUGCCUGGAAGGCUGAUUAGCUGGUAUUACCUCCCAGACAGACGGACGGGGGGGGGGGGGGGGGGGGGGUCUGACUGUGCAAUGGUCUUACUUAGCAUUGAACAGGCGCUCAGGUGACAUCAUGCUACGGAGCCCUCAGCUCCCAGCUCCACUGACCUUAAUGGCUCUCUACCCCUCCCAGCUUCACUGACCUUAAUGGCUCUCUACCCCUCCCACUAACCACAGACCUUUUUAAAGGCCAUGUUAUGAAAACAAUCAGCUCCUGUUUCCCCUGCAGAAAGGCACCACGUCACUUUACACAGUAGCGCUGGUAAGGCAAAGGGGCAUAAAGCAAAUGGCAAUUACAGGGAAAAAAGGAUUUGAUCCCCUGCUGAUUUUGUACGUUUGCCCACUGACAAAAACAUGAUCAGUCUAUAAUUUUAAUGGUAGGUUUAUUUGAACAGUGAGAGACAGAAUAACAACAACAAAAAUCCAGAAAAACGCAUGUCAAAAAUGUUAUAAAUUGAUUUGCAUUUUAAAGAGGGAAAUAAGUAUUUGACCCCUCUGCAAAACAUGACCUAGUACUUGGUGGCAAAACCCUUGUUGGCAAUCACAGAGGUCAGAUGUUUCUUGUAGUUGGCCACCAGGUUUGCACAAAUCUCAGGAGGGAUUUUGUUCCACUCCUCUUUGCAGAUCUUCUCCAGGUCAUUAAGGUUUCGAGGCUGACGUUUGGAAACUCGAACCUUCAGCUCCCUCCACAAAUGUUCUAUGGGAUUAAGGACCAGGACCUUAAUGUGCUUCUUCUUGAGCCACUCCUUUGUUGCCUUGGCUGUGUGUUUUGGGUCAUUGUCAUGCUGGAAUACCCAUCCACGACCCAUUUUCAAUGCCCUGGCUGAGGGAAGGAGGUUCUCACCCAAGAUUUGAUGGUACAUGGCCCCGUCCAUCGUCCCUUUGAUGCGGUGAAGUUGUCCUGUCCCCUUAGCAGAAAAACACCCCCAAAGCAUAAUGUUUCCACCUCCAUGUUUGACGGUGGGGAUGGUGUUCUUGGGGUCAUAGGCAGAAUUCCUCCUCCUCCAAACACAGCAACUUGAGUUGAUGCCAAAGAGCUCGAUUUUGGUCUCAUCUGACCACAACACUUUCACCCAGUUCUCCUCUGAAUCAUUCAGAUAUUCAUUGGCAAACUUCAGACGGGCCUGUAUAUGUGUUUCUUGAGCAGGGGGACCUUGCGGGCACUGCAGGAUUUCAGUCCUUCACGGCGUAGUGUGUUACCAAUUGUUUUCUUGGUGACUAUGGUCCCAGCUGCCUUGAGAUCAUUGACAAGAUCCUCCCGUGUAGUUCUGGGCUGAUUCCUCACCGUUCUCAUGAUCAUUGCAACUCCACGAGGUGAGAUCUUGCAUGGAGCCCCAGGCCGAGGGAGAUUGACAGUACUUUUGUGUUUCUUCCAUUUGCGAAUAAUCGCACCAACUGCUGUCACCUUCUCACCAAGCUGCUUGGCGAUGGUCUUGUAGCCCAUUCCAGCCUUGUGUAGAUCUACAAUCUUGUCCCUGACAUCCUUGGAGAGCUCUUUGGUCUUGGCCAUGGUGGAGAGUUUGGAAUCUGAUUGAUUGAUUGCUUCUGUGGACAGGUGUCUUUUAUACAGGUAACAAGCUGAGAUUAGGAGCACUCGCUUUAAGAGUGUGCUCCUAAUCUCAGCUCGUUACCUGUAUAAAAGACACCUGGGAGCCAGAAAUCUUUCUGAUUGAGAGGGGGUCAAAUACUUAUUUCCCUCAUUAAAAUGCAAAUCAAUUUAUAACAUUUUUGACAUGUUAUUCGGUCUCUCACUGUUCAAAUAAACCUACCAUUAAAAUUAUAGAAUGAUCAUUUCUUUGUCAGUGGGCAAACGUACAAAAUCAGCAGGGGAUCAAAUACUUUUUUUCCCCUCACUGUAGAUACUACAGAAAUUAUUAUGGGUUUCAACGUCUGCUCUGCAGAGCAUAAUGGCCCAGCAUCCCAUCAGGAUUUGAUCCAACAGACCAAUCUCUGUGGGGAAAUAUUCCCCCCCCCCCCAACUCUUUGGAACAUAUGUGUAACGAUCCUGUGUCUCUGUCCCAGUCCGUUUGAGGUGGGGGUGGGUCCGGAGGCGGGCCCCCAGAAGAUCAGGGCCUGGGGGCCAGGUCUGGAGGGAGGCAUGGUGGGGAAAUCGGCUGACUUUGUGGCGGAAUCCAUCGGCACUGACGUCGGAGUUCUAGGUGAGGUUCUGAAUGACUGUUCAAGAUAUUGGUUUUGAGUGAAGGUUGUGUAUGCUUAUGCUUUUGGGCUGUAGGCCUAAUGCAAAUGCAUGGAAAUUGGUUGAUUUUUAAAACUCAUAAAGAAAGAUGUUGUGUAUCCCCUCAAUGCUUGCUGCUGCUCCCAACAAAAUAUAUUUUAACAAAGCUUUCAGUGAUACACAUGCAACGUUCAGACCAACAUGCUUUGUUAUAGAGCUAAUAGCUAUUCCACCCUCCCUCUACCAGGCUUUGCCAUCGAGGGCCCGUCCCAGGCCAAGAUCGAGUGUGAGGACCAGAAUGAUGGUUCAUGUGAUGUGAAGUACUGGCCGUCGGAGGCAGGGGAGUACGCUGUCCACGUGAUGUGUGACGACGAGGAUAUAGAGGACAGUCCCUUCAUGGCCUACGUCGUCCCUGACAACCAGGACAGCAACCCCAGCUUGGUGAGUGAUGUCACGCUUCCUGUUUCCUGUCUCCGUAGUGAGACCAGUAGUGAGACAUCAAAGAGGACCUAGUACUGAGCCCUUGGGGACACAAGUAGUGAGACAUUAAAGAGGACCUAGUACUGAGCCCUGUGGGACACCAGUAGUGAGACAUUAAAGAGAACCUAGUACUGUGCCCUGGGGGACACCAGUAGUGAGACAUUAAAGAGGACCUAGUACUGAGUCCUGGGGGACACCAGUAGUGAGACAUUAAAGAGGACCUAGUACUGAGCCCUGGGGGACACCAGUAGUGAGACAUUAAAGAGAACCUAGUACUGAGCCCUUGGGGACACCAGUAGUGAGACAUUAAAGAGGACCUAGUACUGAGCCCUGGGGGACACCAGUAGUGAGACAUUAAAGAGGACCUAGUACUGAGUCCUGGGGGACACCAGUAGUGAGACAUUAAAGAGGACCUAGUACUGAGCCCUCGGGGACACCAGUAGUGAGACAUUAAAGAGGACCUAGUACUGAGUCCUGGGGGACACCAGUAGUGAGACAUUAAAGAGGACCUAGUACUGAGCCCUGGGGGACACCAGUAGUGAGACAUUAAAGAGGACCUAGUACUGAGCCCUGGGAGACACCAGUAGUGAGACAUUAAAGAGGACCUAGUACUGAGCCCUGGGGGACACCAGUAGUGAGACAUUAAAGAGGACCUAGUACUGAGCCCUGGGGGACACCAGUAGUGAGACAUUAAAGAGGACCUAGUACUGAGCCCUGGGGGACACCAGUAGUGAGACAUUAAAGAGGACCUAGUACUGAGCCCUGGGGGACACAAGUAGUGAGACAUUAAAGAGGACCUAGUACUGAGCCCUGGGGGACACCAGUAGUGAGACAUUAAAGAGGACCUAGUACUGAGCCCUUGGGGACACCAGUAGUGAGACAUUAAAGAGGACCUAGUACUGAGCCCUGGGGGACACCAGUAGUGAGACAUUAAAGAGGACCUAGUACUGAGCCCUGGGGGACACCAGUAGUGAGACAUUAAAGAGGACCUAGUACUGAGCCCUGGGGGACACCAGUAGUGAGACAUUAAAGAGGACCUAGUACUGAGCCCUGGGGGACACCAGUAGUGAGACAUUAAAGAGGACCUAGUACUGAGCCCUGGGGGACACCAGUAGUGAGACAUUAAAGAGGACCUAGUACUGAGCCCUGGGGGACACCAGUAGUGAGACAUUAAAGAGGACCUAGUACUGAGCCCUGGGGGACACCAGUAGUGUUACUGUUAGUAGCUGCUGCUACAGUAGUGCAUCUGUGAAGGUGUGAUGUUGUAAUUAUGUUUCAGGUGAAGGCCUACGGUCCAGGCCUGGAGAAGAGUGGCUGUGUCAUCAACAAACCGGCAGAAUUCACCGUCAACGCUAAGGAUGCUGGGACGGGCCCCCUAAAGAUCUCUGCCCAGGUAAGACAACCCCACACACACACACACACACACACACACACACACACAGGCUAGUGGUAACUAUGUUGUCUCUAACCCACAGAGUGCAGAGGGAGGUCCCCUGGACGUGAAGGUGAAGAAGACUGGAGACGGUGUCUACGUCUGUUCCUACACCCCCAUUACCGCGGUCAAACACACAGUGGCCAUCACCUGGGCAGGAGUCAGUGUGCCCAACAGUCCUUUCAGGGUAAGACCACCGCAGUACAACGUCCCUGACCAAAACGUAACCACUCUGAAGGGUAAUAAUAACCUUAAACUAACACUAAGACAACCGCUGUCUGGUGUACCAAGGGGGGAGGAGGACUGUUACGUACCCACAACCACCCAGGAGAAUACUAGUUACCGUAAACGUACCCCAACCGCUAUGGACUGUAAUCUAACCAUGACCACCUUGGAGAGUACUGAAGCUAAUCUGACCAAUGUCACUCAGGGGAACACUACUUACCGUAAACCUAACACUACUUACCGUAAACCUAACACUACUUACCGUAAACCUAAGAGGCCUCUCAUUCUGAUAACCACAUACACUGAGGAACGCUGUACCGUCUUUGGCCAGUAACACCACAGAGAUGUAAAGCCUCUGAGUAAUAUUGGGUGCGUUUGGUGAAGGAGGAUCAACAUUGGUCAAUGUUAACUGUUUAUUUAGAAUAAUCUUUUUUUUUUUCAGGGACAUUUCUUCAGGGAAAUUUUCUUACAAUGAUCAAACACGAUUACUUGAUUUAUCUAUGUUUCUAUACUUUUACACUACAAUAUAUUCUGUGAUUUAUUAUUAAUGUUACUAAACAUGUUUUCUAUUUCUGUGUAACUAUUUAAUCAAAUUAACAUAAGCGCGUGCUAAUGUCUUAACAAGCAUUCACCAAUGUAUUUUGUGUUUUAGUCACCUGAUUUCUUUCACCUCACUUAUACAUGUCUGUUGCCACAUCAACGUCCAUGUCUGUUGCCACGUCAACGUCCAUGUCUGUUGCCACAUCAACGUCCAUGUCUGUCGCCUAGUUUAAUAUGUCUUUCUAUCCACUGAGACAUUUUACAAAAGCAAUGUUGAUUUCCUCAUUCAGAAAAAUGUUAUUAUGUAAAUCUUUCAGUCAGUAUAUCUAGUAGUCUCAGCAUGACUCAAUCUGACUGACUCAAUCUGUCUGACUCAAUCUGCUGUCAAUCUGUCUGACUCAAUCUGCUGUCAGUCUGUCUGACUCAAUCUGCUGUCAAUCUGUCUGACUCAAUCUGAAGCUACUGUGCACUUAAACCGGGUCAACUACAUUUCUGAAAGACAUCUUCAUUUGAAAGACAUUUCUAUGCUCUGCUACUAAUACCAAAAGUGUAUAUGACAUUGUUAGGAAAGGACAGCAGCAUGUAUUAUAACUACUGUUACACAUUACUGUUCAUUCAUUUCACUAUUUCAAACAUAUUAGCAUUUCAUUCCACUUCAACUACUGUCCAUUCAUACCAAAUAAAUUCAGACUGAUCUUUUUAAAACUUGUUUGUGUUUAUUAGGUUGAUAUCCUGUUUUCAUCAUAUAUCAUCCAACCUGCCAGGGUUUACAACACACAGCCUCCAUAUUACAAAUCACACUUUCCAUCUGCUGUUUAGUUCCCAUCUGCUAUUUAGUUUCCAUUUAGUUUCCAUCUGCUGUUUAGUUUCCAUCUGCUGUUUAGUUUCCAUUUAGUUUCCAUCUACUGACUGCGCUUGUAACGCCAAGGUAGUGGGUUCGAUCCCCGGGACCACCCAUACACAAAAAAUGUAUGCACGCAUGACUGUAAGUCCCUUUGGAUAAAAGCGUCUGCUAAAUGGCAUAUUAUUAUUAUUAUUAUUAUUAUUAUAUUCCAGUGAAGUUGGCAAUGGGGGUUGGGCGAUUUUUUACGAUUGCGUCGUUGAUCGAUGAUGUUUUGACAGCCAUCGUCGACAGUGACCACAUCGUGAUGUCACAAACGAUGGAUUAGCAUUUUUUUUUACUUGACUGUACUGCUGCAGUCUGCAAUGCUAAACAGCACAGCGCCGUGAGGACGUGCCAAAUGGCCUCCUCCCUAUUGGCCGUAGCCUAAAUGUUCAAUACAUAUGAUGGUAGACUAUUAACAUAACGCAAGAGAACAAGGUAGAUUCUAGACAGACCGGAGAGCACCAGAGCUAGAGGUCAGAUGGGGCUGAUUUGAUCUUUCCUUCUCCUCUCCAGUGCUAGAGGAUCAUGGGCCUUUUGCAGCGGACACCUUUUCCUUUUUCUCUGAAAGUUGUGAAUAGCCUGAAUAAAAAAACUUAGUAAUAAUGAGAGAGAACAAACUAUUGCAAGAUACUGGUAGACUAAUCGGAUAGGACGUUUAAACAGACUUACACAUUGUGGAUUUACUGUAUAUAACAGUCAACAACAAUCAGAUAAAAUAAAUGAUUAUUUAGCCCAUGACAUUCUUUCUAACACUUGAAUGAACAUUGGAAUAGGCCUGUUGUCCUCAGGCUAUGCCUUUUACCUAUCGAACUGUAAAAAUCUGAAAUAUACAAUCAGAUAAAACAAAUUAUUAUUUAUUAGUCUUAAACGAAUGAACAUUGGCUUAGGCUAAAAACGAAUAGAAAAUAAAUUAGUGCAACAACAACAAAACAAAAAAAACAGUGCAGAUAAGUAUUUUUAAGGUUUAACAGAAUAUUUGAGCCUAUCCUGUAGGCCAUCGCUUUAGAAUAAGAUGCAUUUGGAUUUGAAUUUAGGCUACAUUUUAAAAUUCAAUUAAAAAAAAAAGUGCAAUGAGGAACCAUUUCAUUUGGUGUCGUUGUUGUUUUACCGUGUCUCAGGCCUACCUCAAUGUUUCUGGCAAAGAACAGCAGCAUGUUCACCCUUUUCUGCCCCAGAGUAGCGAACUUUUCUGCCUCAGAGUAGCGAACUUUUCUGCCACAGAGUAGCGAACUUUUCUGCCACAGAGUAGCGAACUCAGCAGGAUGAUGAAAAUGAUGGCGACGGUUUGUAGUCAGUCCAUCCUUUUCUCUGAUAAUCUUGUCUGGUCUGCUGGCUCACCUUCAUCAUUCGGCCUGAAACCGAAGAACUGCCAAACAGGCGAAGACGUGCUUUUCUUUGCCACUAAGAAAAGCACGUUGUUGUUUUUCCUCCAGAUUUAGCUAAGGCCGGUUAUACUAUAGUUACUAAGUGAAAUCCCGUCACUUUUUUUUUUUUUUAGAGUCUGAAACUGUCGGAGAGUAAAUGAUUACGGUAGAAUAAAACAAUAGUCUAUAAUAUAUAUUAGUUUUGGAAAGGUAGGCUAAUAUAAAUGAUAUCUGAGUAAUUUUAUGGACAAGAGAAACAAAGGCCUACAUAUUUGAAAAUCAUUCUGCAGUCUAGACUAGAUAAAAAAUAACUAGGGCCUAACACUUUGUUUUGAACAGUGAUUUAAUGAGAUUGUUUGUGGCUUUUGUAUCAAUUUAAAUCAUAAAGAAUGACAUUAUGCCGUAAAUCAGAGUUCUGGUAUAACCAAUGUGUUCUUCAUAUGACUUUCUUUCCUCCAAUUGACCCCCUCCGUGCGCAACGCGUGUAGCCUAACUGAAAUCUGGACACAGAUUUUAGGUAGAUGAUACAAUCGUAUAUAAACGAUUUUCGGACGAUGUGUCAUUCAAGACGUCGCCCAACCCUUGUUGGCAAUUGUAUUUAACAUUGUUUUGUUGUAGUAUGCAGGCUGUAACCUUCACCUGUUCCUGUUUCCUAGACGGUCCUAAACAUUAUUGUCACUGUCAGUUCUCUUCAACUAAAACUGUUGUUUUUGUUAUUUUUAACUGUUGUUUUGUGCUCUCCAACCAGUGUGUGUGUGUGUGUGUGUGUGUGUGUGUGUGUAUGCAUGUUCAGUGUCUUUCAGAGGGGUUGGGAUAAAGCAGAAUGGGAAUUUCUAUUGGACCUUAUAAAGAAUAAACUGAUGUUUGUCUUGUGCAGGUGAAUGUUGGGAAGGGCAGCCAUCCUCACAAGGUCAAGGUGUUCGGUCCAGGAGUAGAGAGGACGGGACUGAAGGCCAAUGAACCCACACACUUCACUGUGGACUGCACAGAGGCAGGGGAAGGUAACACACACACACACACACACACACACACACACACACACACAACACACACACACACACACACACACAGGUACACACGAACACACACACAGGUACACACACACACAGGAACACACACACACACACAGGUACCACACACACACACACACACAUGAACACACACACAGGAACACACACACACACAGGUACACACACACACAGGAACACACACACAGGUACACACACACACAGGAACACACACACAGGUACACACACACACAGGUACACACACACACAGGAACACACACACAGGUACACACACACACACACACACACAGGUACACACACACACACGUACACACACACACACACACACACGUACACACACACACACAGGACCACACAGGACCAUGUAGCUGAGGCUACCCACCAACACCAGAUACAAAUCAUGAAAGAAAAACCUCAAUAUAGAUAUGAACUGAACAAGAAUGAUACAUGUCGUUUUAAUGCAUUGUUUUCUCUUCAUUCAACCCACCCUUUAAGAGUUGUCCUAAUCUCAGCUCGUUACCUGUAUAAAAGACACCUGGGAGCCAGAAAUCUUUCUGAUUGAGAGGGGGUCAAAUACUAAUUUCCCUCAUUUAAAAUGCAAAUGAAUUUAUAACAUUUUUGACAUGUGUUUUUCUGGAUUUUUUUGUUGUUAUUCUGUCUCUCACUAUUCAAAUAAACCUACCAUUAAAAUUAUAGACUGAUCAUUUCUUUGUCAGUGGGCAAACGUACAAAAUCAGCAGGUGAUCAAAUACUUUUUUCCCUCACUGUAUGUAUGUGUGUAUAUAUAUAUAUAUCUCUGUGUGUUCCAGGGGACGUGAGUGUGGGGAUCAAGUGUGAUGCCAAUGUAAUCAGUGAUAAGGAGGAGGACGUUGACUUUGACAUCAUCCCUAAUGCCAACGACACCAUCACUGUGAAAUACAUCCCUCCUGGAGCAGGACGACUCACCAUCAAGGUCCUCUUCACUGACCAGGUGGGUGACUGAUGGACACAGACAGACAGACAGACAGACAGACAGACAGACAGACAGACAGACAACAGACAGACAGACAGACAGACAGACAGACAGACAGACAGACAGACAGACAGACCAGACAGACAGACAGACAGAAGACAGACAGACAGACAGACCGACAGACAGACAGACAGACAACAGACAGACAGACAGACAGACAGACGACAGACAGACAGACAGACAGACAGACACAGACAGACAGACAGACAGACAGACAAGACAACAGACAGACAGACAGACAGACAGACAGAAGACAGACAGACAGACAGAACAGACAGACAGACAGACAGACAGACAGACAGACAGACAGACAGACAGACAGACAGACAGACAGACAGACAGACAGACAGACAGACAGACAGACAGACAGACAGACAGACAGACAGACAGACAGACAGACAGACAGACAGACAGACAGACAGACAGACAGACAGACCGACAGACAGACAGACAGACAGACAGACAGACAGACAGACAGACAGACAGACAGACAGUCAGUCAGUCAGUCAGUCAGUCAGUCAGUCAGUCAGUCAGUCAGUCAGUCAGUCAGUCAGUCAGUCAGUCAGUCAGUCAGUCAGUCAGUCAGUCAGUCAGUCAGUCAGUCAGUCAGUCAGUCAGUCAUGCUUAGUUCCCGUUUGGCUUUUUAGGGCAUCACUCUUAGGACCCAGCUUGAGACUAGUCCUGGACUAAAGCGGAUUGGAGAUUCUAGGCUUAAUGUGGUUCUAGGAAACCGGCCCUUAAUAAUGUGGAGCAUAAAAGCCCAUUCACUUAUACAUUUACAUUUACAUUUUAGGCAUUUAACAGACGCUCUUAUCCAGAGCGACUUACAGGAGCAAUUAGGGUUAAGUGCCUUGCUCAAGGGCACAUCGACAGAUUUUUCACCUAGUCGGCUCGGGGAUUAGAACAAGCGACCUUUCGGUUACUAUCACUACGCUCUUAACCACUAAGCUACCUGCCACCCCUGCCACUUAUCUUUGGUGUUUUGAAUUGUGAUGUGUUUUACGUAAUGUGUCUAAGUAAAUGAUUUAAUCCUGCGUGAAUGCGAUUUGUUAAUACCGUUUUUCUAUUUGUAGGAGAUCCCCGUCAGCCCAUUCAGGGUCAAAGUGGAACCUUCCCAUGAUGCCUCCAAGGUCAAGGCCGAGGGUCCAGGAGUGGCUCCUUUAGGAGUGGAGUGUGGCAAGCCGACCCAUUUCACAGUGCACACUAAAGGAGCAGGGAAGGCCCCCGUGGACGUCCAGUUCACUGGGACCGGCAAGGGAGACGCCGUCCAAGACUUUGACAUCAUCGACAACUACGACUACUCGCACACCGUCAAGUAUACUCCAAUACAACAGGUAAUUAUGACUACUCACACACCGUCAAGUAUGCUCCAAUACAACAGGUAAUUAUGACUACUCACACACCGUCAAGUAUACUCCAAUACAACAGGUAAUUAUGACUACUCACACACCGUCAAGUAUACUCCAAUACAACAGGUAAUUAUGACUACUCGCAUACUGUCAAGUAUACUCCAAUACAACAGGUAAUUACGACUACUCACACACCGUCAAGUAUGCUCCAAUACAACAGGUAAUUACGACUACUCACACACCGUCAAGUAUGCUCCAAUACAACAGGUAAUUAUGACUACUCGCACACCGUCAAGUAUACUCCAAUACAACAGGUAAUUAUGACUACUCACACACCGUCAAGUAUACUCCAAUACAACAGGUAAUUACGACUACUCACACACCGUCAAGUAUACUCCAAUACAACAGGUAAUUAUGACUACUCACACACCGUCAAGUAUGCUCCAAUGCAAAAGGUAAGUCAAGGCACCAGACAUGGGUUCAAAUACUAUUUAAAAUCUUUCAUAUACUUUGAGAGUUUGCUCUAGCCUGUCUGGUUUGCCAGAUUGCAGUUUUGAGAGUGUUCUGUUGGUCAAUUAAGCCAGGCAAGCGCAAUCAAGUAUAUAUAAAGUAUUUUAAAUGAUUUCAAAUAGUAUUUGAACCAUCUCUCUGUCAACCUUAUUGUGCAUGUUAAAAUGGCCGUCCCUUAUUUAGUGGUUCUUCCUGCUAGAUAGAGCUCCACAGUGGAGGUGUCAUAAUACCCAUAAAACCUAGCUGUCAAACAAGGAAAUGGUUCCAAUCGUUUUUCCACCAUUCAUUUUUCCCAUUGAAGAACACUUAAAAUAAGGGCUGUUUCGUGUAGGCUUACCCUGGCGUGACGUUUUGAUAACCAUGUAAAUCUCUCUGGCUAAGGUGACUUUAAUCAAUAUAGUCGGCUCUAUUCACUCUGUUUUGAAAAUGCUAAUUAGCAUCAAAGUAGACAUCUUGCAAAACUACAAAUCCCUGCAAGCUCCUGCACAUCAUCUCUAGCUGAAACCUUUGCUAAACAAGUAUUGUGUCAAUUUUAAACAGUUCACAGAAUUGUCCAUUUAAAGAAAUGUAGCCAAUUUAUUCAUUACUACAGUUGGAUAACAUUAGAUCGUUAAUCCAGAUAUUCUUACCUUUGCCUCGAUUCGGCAGUCUCUUCCAGAUCAUCAUGGUAUUUGUAGUUCUUUAUGAUAGCCACAUUAGCAGAUAAUUAGCGUUUCAUUUUUUGCGGGUAAAUACAGGCGAAUAUAUUGAUAAAAGUCACCUUGUCCUAGAGAGAUUUACAUGGUUAUCAAAACGUCACGCCAGGGUAAGCCUUCAUGAAACACAGCCCUUAUUUUAAGUGUUUCUAAAAUCCCCUAUGGGAAAAAUGAAUUGUGGAAAAACGAUUGGAACCAUUUCCCAGUUUGACCGCUAGGUUUUAUGGGUAUAAUGGCUCAUACUGUGGUACUCUAUGGUUUCCUGUCUAGGGACAGGUCUCUUUUUACAAGAUGUUCUUAAUCUGUGUGAUCACCAGUAUAGGUAAAGGAUCAAUGAACAUCUUUCUCUUUCCCUCAUCUCUCUCUCGCUUCCUCUGUGUGUGUCUCUGUGUGUCUCUGUGUGUGUGUCUCUGUGUGUGUGUGUCUCUCUGUGUGUGUGUCUCUCUGUGUGUGUGUCUCUCUGUGUGUGUGUCUCUCUGUGUGUGUGUCUCUCUGUGUGUGUGUCUCUCUGUGUGUGUGUCUCUCUGUGUGUGUGUCUCUCUGUGUGUGUCUCUCUCUGUCUCUCUGUGUGUGUGUGUGUCUCUCUCUGUCUCUCUGUGUGUGUGUGUGUGUCUCUCUGUGUGUGUGUGUGUGUGUGUGUCUGUGUGUGUGUGUGUCUGUAUGUGUGUCUCUCUGUGUGUGUGUCUCUCUGUGUGUGUGUCUCUCUGUGUGUGUGUCUCUCUGUGUGUGUGUCUCUCUGUGUGUGUGUGUCUCUCUGUGUGUGUGUCUCUCUGUGUGUGUGUCUCUCUGUGUGUGUGUCUCUCUGUCUGUGUGUGUGUGUGUCUCUCUCUGUGUGUGUGUCUCUCUGUGUGUGUGUGUCUCUGUGUGUGUGUCUCUCUGUGUGUGUGUCUCUCUGUGUGUGUGUCUCUCUGUGUGUGUGUCUCUCUGUGUGUGUGUCUCUCUGUGUGUGUGUGUGUGUCUGUCUGUCUCUGUGUGUCUCUAGGGAGAGAUGGUAAUCAUCGUAACGUUCGGCGGAGAUGUGAUUCCCAAGAGUCCCUUUGCUGUGGGAGUGGCUGCUCCGCUGGACCCCAGCAAGGUCCAGGUCAACAACCUGGAUGGCAGUAAGUAGCGUUACCUCUUACUAGCAGUACCGUAGCUUCCUCCUUUAUCAGUUGAAAGCUUCCCAGCAUGCCUCUCUGGCGCUAUGAUGGUUUGCCCCGCCAUUUCACUAAAAGUUAUUUCAUUAACCCCUUCCCUUCCAGAAGUGGAGGUGGAAAAUUGUGCCUUCAUAUGAUUGCUAUAGUGCAUUGCUCUUUAGGACUGGUCUUUAGAAAGGCUAUGUGCUGAAACCCUUGUUUUUUCUCCAGGAGUGGAGGUGGGGCAGGACCAGGAGUUUGUGGUGGGCACCAAGGGGGCGGGAGGCCAGGGUAAACUGGAGGUGAGGAUCAGCAGCCCUAGCGGUAAGCUUGUCCCUUGUGUGUUGGAGGCUCAGCCUGGGAAGAGACCAGAGAACAGCAGGGUGAAAUACAUCCCCAAGGAGGAAGGCCUCUAUGCUGUGGAGGUGAUCUACGAUGGACAACCUAUCCCGGGCAGCCCCUUCCCUGUGGAGGCCACACUGCCUCCAGACCCCAGCAAGGUACAGGCAUGCGCUCAGAUGUACAAUGUAAUAACCUUUUAGUUUCAUGAUAGAUAUUUUCAUUGUUGAUUGAUCCCCAAUCUAAUGGAUUUCAUGAUAGAUUAUUUUCAUGAUUGAUUUGUAUUUUGUAUGUAUUAUGAAUCACCAGCUGCUGCCAAGGCGGCAGCUACUCUUCCUGGGGUCUAGCAAAAAUUAAGGCAGUAAUAUACAUUAUAAUAAACAUUUAAAACAUUGAAGUGUGUGCCCUCAGGACAGGUGUGUGUGUGUGUGUGUGUGUUUGUACCUGUGUGUGUGUCUCUUCACAGUCCCCGCUGUUCCAUAAGGUGUAUUUUUAUCUGUUUAAAAAAAUAAUCUGAUUCUACUGCUUGCAUCAGUUACCUGAUGUGGAAUAGAGUUCCAUGUAGUCAUGGCUCUAUGUAGUACUGUGCGCCUCCCAUAGUCUGUUCUGGACUUGGGGACUGUGAAGAGACCUCUGGUGGCAUGUCUUGUGGGGUGUGCAUGGGUGUCUGAGCUGUGUGCUAGUAGUUUAAACAGACAGCUCGGUGCAUUCAUUAUGUCAAUACCUCUGUCCUCUACUUUGAGCCAUGAGAGAUUUGACCUACAUAUUAUUAAUUUUAGCUCUACGUGUACAUUUAAGGGCCAGCCGUGCUGCCCUGUUCUGGGCCAGUUGUAAUUCUCCCAAGUCCCUCUUUGUGGCACCUGACCACACGACUGAACAGUAGUCCAGGUGUGACAAAACUAGGACCUGUAGGACCUGCCUUGUUGAUAGUGCUGUUAAGAAUGUAGAGCAGAGCUUUAUUAUAGACAGACUUCUCCCCAUCUUAGCUACUGUUGCAUCAACAUGUUUUGACCAUGACAGUUUACAAUCCAGGGUUACUCCAAGCAGUUUCGUAUCCUCAACGUGCUCAAUUUCAACAUUAUUCAUUUCAAGAUUUAGUUGAGGUUUAGGGUUUAGUGAAUGAUUUGUCCCAAAUACAAUGCUUUUAGUUUUUGAAAUAUUUAGGACUAACUUAUUCCUUGCCACCCAUUCUGAAACUAACUGCAGCUCUUUGUUAAGUGUUACAGUCAUUUCACUCACUGUAGUAGCUGACGUGUAUAGUGUUGAGUCAUCCACAUACAUAGAUACACUGGCUUUACUCAGAGCCAGUGGCAGGUCAUUAGUAAAGAUUGAAAAAAGUAAGGGGCCUAGACAGCUGCCCUGGGGAAUUCCUGAUUCUACCUGGAUUAUGUUGGAGAGGCUUCCAUUAAACACCCUCUGUGUUCUGUUAGACUGGUAACGCUUUAUCCACAAUAUAGCAGGGGGUGUAAAGCCAUAACACAUACGUUUUUCCAGCAGCAGACUAUGAUCGACAAGCAUUUCGCUACACCCGCAAUAACAUCUGCUAAACACGUGUAUGUGACAAAUACAAUUUGAUUUGAUUUGAUCAUGUCAAAAGCCGCACUGAAGUCUAACAAAACAGCUCCCAGAAUCUUUGUAUCAUCAAUUUCUCUCAGCCAAUCAUCCGUCAUUUGUGUAAGUGCUGUGCUUGUUGAAUGUCCUUCCCUAUAAGCGUGCUGAAAGUCUGUUGUGAAUUUGGUUACUGUAAAAUAGCAUUGUAUCUGGUCAAAUACAUUUUUUCCCAAAAGUUGACUAAGGGUUGGUAACAGGCUGAUUGGUCGGUUAUUUGAGCCAGUAAAGGGGGCUUUACUAUUCUUGGGUAGCGGAAUGACUUUUGCUUCUCUCCAGGCCUGGAGGCACACACUUUUCUAGCAGGCUUAAAUUGAAAAUAUGGCCACUAUUAUCCUCAGUAAUUUUUCCAUCCAGGUUGUCAGACCCCGGUGGCUUGUCAUUGUUGAUAGACAAUAAUACUUUUUUCACCUCUUCCACACUCACUUUUCAGAAUUCAAAAUUACAACGCUUGUCUUUCAUAAAUUGGUCAAUUAUACUUGGAUGUGUAGGUUCUACAGCGAGUGAUUUAUCCCCAAUCUAAUUGAUUAUUUCAUGAUAGAUUAUUUCCAUGGUUGAUUGAUCCACAAUCUAAUGUAUUAUUUCAUGAUUUGUUCUUGUGGCCUAUAUUUUAAAAAGCAUUUUUUGCUUCUGUUCAGUGGCAGUCCGGACACUGUAACUGGCUGUUUGGACUGACUGUUUAUAACUGGUUGGCUGUUUGGACACCUGUUUAUAACUGGCAGUGGCAAUUUGUCUGUCCCUCCCUCCAGGUGAAGGCGUUUGGUCCAGGUCUGAAGGGAGGUCUGGUGGGUAACCCUGCUGAGUUCACCAUCGACACUAAGGGAGCAGGGACCGGCGGUCUGGGCCUGACUGUGGAAGGGCCCACCGAAGCCAAGAUCGAGUGCUCUGAUAACGGGGACGGGACGUGCAGCGUGUCCUACCUGCCCACUGAGCCAGGAGAGUACCUGGUUAACAUCCUGUUUGAGGAGACCCAUAUCCCAGGGUCCCCCUUCCACGCUGACGUCCACUACCCUUUUGACCCCACCAAGGUAGGGCUACGCGCGCAGAUGCAUUCGCACACUGGUUUUAUUUAUAUAUAUCAGUCAAAAGUUUGGACACACCUACUCAUUCAAGGGUUACAGAAGAUAGAUUAUUUGAGCUGUUCUUGCCGUAAUAUGGACUUGGUCUUUUACCAAAUAGGGCUAAGAGAAACUACUGUCCAUCGUUACUUUAAGACACGAAGGUCAGUCAAUACGGAACAUUUCAAGAAUAUAAAUGUUUCUUAAAGUGCAGUCGCAAAAAGCAUCAAACGCUAUGAUGAAACUGGCUCUCAUGAGGACCGCCACAGGAAUGGAAGACCCAGAGUUACCUCUGCUGCAGAGGAUGAGUUCAUUAGAGUUACCAGCCUCAGAAAUUGCAGCCCAAAUAAAUGCUUCACAGAGUUCAAGUAACAGACACAUCUUCCCACGGGGGGCCAGUAUAUAAAAAAAAAAAAAUGUAUUCACUGGAUAAGAGCGUCUGCUAAUACUUAAUGUUAAUGUCACUGUUCAGAGGAGACUGCGUGAAUCAGGCCUUCAUGGUCGAAUUGCUGCAAAGAGACCACUACUAAAGGACACCAAUAAGAAGAAAAGACUUGCUUGGGCCAAGAAACCGAGCAAUGGACAUUAUACCGGUGGAAAUUGUCCUUUGGUCUGAUGAGUCCAAAUUUGCGGUUUUUGGUUCCAAUCGCCGUGUCUUGUGGACCAGAGUAGGUGAACGGAUGAUCUCCGCAUGUGUGAUGGUGUGGGGGUGCGUUGCUGGUGACACUGUCAGUGAUUUAUUUAGAAUUAUUCAAGGCACACUUAACCAGCAUGGCGACCACAGCAUUCUGCAGCGAUACACCAGUACUGUUUUUCAACAGGACAAUGAUCCAAAACACACAUCAAGGCUGUGUAAGGGCUAUUUAACCAGAAGGGAGUGAGGAGUGCUGCAUCAGAUGACCUGGCCUCCACAUCCCCGACCUCAACCCAAUUGAGAUGGUUUGGGAUGAGUCGGACGGCAGAGGGAAGGAAAAGCAGCCAACAAGUGCUCAGCAUAUGUGGGAACUUCUUCAAGACGGUUGGAAAAGCAUUCCUAAUGAAGCUGGUUGAGAGAAUGCCAAGAGUGUGCAAAGCUGUCAAGGCAAAGGGUGGAUACUUUGAAGAAUCUCAAAUGUAAAAUAUAUUUUGAUUUGUUUAACACUUUUUUUUGGUUACUACAUGAUUCCAUAUGUGUUAUUUCAUAGUUUUGAUGUCUUCACUAUUAUUCUACAAUUGUCCUUGAAGCCGGAUAGUGACAACUAUCUAACACUUUAGUGUUAUACUGGUUUUCACUUUAUUCUUGCUAGUACUGUUACUAUCUUCAUGAUAGAUGUUUUGGAAGAUUGGUUUUACUUUUAAUGAAUGGAAGUCAAAAUAUGACUGCUGAAGUUGAAAGGUCACUGUGGACGAGGGCAUCUGCUAAAUGACUAAAUACCUCAACUGUUAACCUCUUUCCUUCAGGUGGUGGCGUCUGGCUCGGGGCUGAAGAGGGCCAAGGUGGGAGAGACCAGUGUGGUGAACGUGGAUUGUUCCAGGGCUGGACCGGGUCAACUCACCCUGGACGCUGCAUCCGACUCUGGCAACAAUAAGGCUAAGACAGAGGUGUGUACCAUGGGGUCGAAUGGAGGUGUUCUUUGGAGGGUCCUUGAAACUGUCUCUGAUGAGAGAGUGGAAAUCUCGGGGAUCUGAUAACAAAUUUUGAAUUUUAUAAAAACAUAUAUUGCUUAUUUGAACUGUUCAUAUGUCUGUAGGAACCCUACUUACUCUCUACGUCAGGGUUGUGGGUUCGAUUCCCACGGGGGGGUAUGAAAUAAAUAAUAAUGUAUGCACUCACUAACUGUAAAUCGCUCUGGAUAAGAGCGUCUGCUAAAUGACUAAAAUGUAAAUGUAAUGCAUCAACAUGCUAACGAGUGUGGUUACAGGUACAAAUUCCCUUCGGGCGAUGAAAGGUUUUCAAUAAUUGAUUGAUUCAUUGGUUCGUUCAGGUGAUCGACAACAAAGAUGGCACCUACACAGUGACCUACGUACCCCUGACCGCUGGGAUGUACACCCUGCUACUGAAGUACGGGGGCACGGCGACGCCCGGGUUCCCUGCCAAGGUGAUGGUAGACCCUGCUGUAGACACAUCCAGAGUCCAGGUGUUUGGGCCCGGAGUGGAGGGACGAGGUAAGAGUUUAUUUCGGAAUACUCUGUUGCUCUGCGUUUUUCCGUUCGUUUGGCUUGCUCUUUGGGGUCUAUGCCGGGUUUCUGUAAAGCACUUUGUGACGACUGUUGACGUAGAAAGGGCUUUAUAAAAUACAUUUUGAUUGAUUUGCAGUGGCACUGUAAACCGAGAACCAAACUCCUGAAACGUAAAUGUAUUGUAGCAUGCCACUUAUCUCCUCACUCUGUCACUCUUUAACCUGGUUAUCAGUAGGAUAGGUUCAACUUUAUUGUACCUGUGGGGACAAGUACCUAUACUAACUGAACGUGACUCAUCUUUAUUCUGAUUGACCACAACUGCUGUUUGUUUGCCCGGUUACCAUGACACCAGGAGCCCUUUGUGUAGUGUUAACUUUGCUUUGUCAAGAAGAAAUGGGAGCGCUCCAGAAGCACUCAGCUUCUCAAUAACCCUGUAGCAGUUUCAGUGAAGUCUAAAACCAUUACCUCACCUCGGAGCAGCAUCACGUCACUGCUGCCUCAGUGAAAAAUAACUAUUAGAGUUCAAAGGGGCAGUCGGUUGGAGGGUGGUGGUGAUGAUGGCACGUUUACAGAGCCAUGAACGGAAAUGUCUUCUCCCCGUCUCAACCCCCACACAAAUACACACGCAUGUUGAGAGGCACUGGGUCAGCCACAGAGCAGCACCCCUGGCUGGAGAGCCACAGAGCAGCACCCCUGGCUGGAGAGCCACAGAGCAGCACCCCUGGCUGGAGAGCCACAGAGCAGCACCCCUGGCUGGAGAGCCACAGAGCAGCACCCCUGGCUGGAGAGCCACAGAGCAGCACCCCUGGCUGGAGAGCCACAGAGCAGCACCCCUGGCUGGAGAGCCACAGAGCAGCACCCCUGGCUGGAGAGCCACAGAGCAGCACCCCUGGCUGGAGAGCCACAGAGCAGCACCCCUGGCUGGAGAGCCACAGAGCAGCACCCCUGGCUGGAGAGCCACAGAGCAGCACCCCUGGCUGGAGAGCCACAGAGCAGCACCCCUGGCUGGAGAACAGUUUUAGGGAGGAAUAGAAAGUCAACGAAGCUCAACAACAUGAUACUUUGGGAUGAGUCGACAAAAUUAACAAUUGAUAAUUCUAUUACAUGUUUUUCUCUACUCUACAGCGUUGUUCCGGGAGGCCACUACGGAUUUCACGGUAGACGCCAGGUCUCUGACUAAGAAGGGAGGUGACCACAUCAAAGCCCAGGUCAGAAAUCCCUCUGGCGCCCUGACUGACUGUGUCGUCACUGACAAGGCAGACGGGACCUACGGCGUUGAGUACACACCCUUCGAAAACGGUAAAAACAAACAGCUGCUGUUAAGCUCUCUGUGACGACUGCUGAGGUAAAAAGGGUAUUAUGAAUAGAUGUAUGUGGUUGGUAUGUCCAAAUGAUUGAUUCAUUGACAUGUUGACGUCUCCCUGAUCUCUAGGCGUCCAUGCUGUGGAGGUGCUGUACGAUGAGUCCCCGGUCCCGAAGAGUCCCUUCCAGGUGGGGGUGGAGGAAGGCUGUGAUCCCACCAGGGUCCUGGCUAAGGGCCCCGGGCUCCAGGAAGCCCUCACAGAGGCCCCCAACAACUUCUCCAUCAUCACCAGGUAGAUGCACACCUGUAUGUUCGUGUGUCGUGUCUUAGGGAGGAAAUGGUGGCGUUCAUAUAUCCUCUCUUUCAAACCUUUCCUCCGGUUUGGUGCCUAAUGAACCCAGGUCCGAGGGGAAAUGUUCCUUUAGCGUUAGUACAGUAGUUUGCUUCGACCCCGUCUCAAAUCGGAUUUUAUUUGUCACAUGCUUCGUAAAUAACAGGUGUAUACUAACACUGAAAUGCUUACUUACUUUCCAGUCAAUGCAGAGGUGUUUUAUUUUUUGAAAUAGUAGAAAUAAGACGAGGAAUAAAUACACAAGUAACGAUAACAUGGCCAUGUACACGGGGUCGAUGUGCAGGGUACGAGGUAAUUGAGGUAGAUACGUGUAUAUAUAUGUGUGUGUGUGUGUGUGUAUAUAUAUGUGUAUGUAGGGGUAAAGUUACUAGGCAACAGGAUUGUGAAAAGUGUUGGUGCAGAAAGGGUCAAGGCAGAUAUUCUGGGUAGCUAUUUAACUAACUAUUCAGCGGUCUUAUAGCUUGGGGGUAGAAGCUGGUUCAAUGUGUUGUUGGUUCCAGACUUGAUGCAUCGGUACCGCUUGCCGUGCGGUGGCAGAGAGAACAGUCUGACUUGGGUGGCUGGAGUCUUUGACAAUUUUUAGGGCCUUCCUCUGACACCGCCUGGUAUAGAGGUCCUGGAUGGCAGGGAGCUAGGCCCCAGUGAUGUACUGGGCCGUACACACUACCCUCUGUAGCACCUUGUGGUUGGAUGCCAAGCAGUUGCCAUACCAAGCGGUGAUGCAGCUAGUCAAGAUGCUCUCAAUGGUGCAGCUGUAGAACUGUCUGAGGAUUUGAGGGCCCCAUGCCGAAUCUUUUCAGUCUCCUGAGGGGGAAGAGGCGUUGUCGUGCCCUCUUCACAACUGUGUUGGUGUGGGUGGACCAUGAUAAAUCCUUAGUGAUGUGGACACCAUGAUAGAUCCUUAGUGAUGUGGACACCAUGAUAGAUCCUUAGUGAUGUGGACACCAUGAUAGAUCCUUAGUGAUGUGGACACCAUGAUAGAUCCUUAGUGAUGUGGACACCAUGAUAGAUCCUUAGUGAUGUGGACACCAUGAUAGAUCCUUAGUGAUGUGGACACCAUGAUAGAUCCUUAGUGAUGUGGACACCGAAUAACUGGAAGCUCUUGACCUGCUCCACAACAUUCCUGUGGAUGGGGGCGUGCUCGGCCCUCCGUUUCCUGUAGUCCACAAUCAACUCCUUUUGUUGUAGUAGUAGUAUUUGUAUUUAUUAUGUAUCCCCGUUUCUGACAUGUUUGUUUUUUCAGAGGGGCAGGUAUCGGAGGUCUGGGCAUCACAGUAGAAGGCCCGUCAGAGUCCAAGAUGUCCUGUAAAGACAAUAAAGAUGGCAGCUGUAACGUAGAGUACAUCCCAUUCGUCCCAGGCCUGUACGACGUUAACAUCACAUAUGGAGGAAAACACAUCCCAGGUAACUAUAAUCUAAUAUAAUCUACUACAGAGUUUUCCCAAACUCUGUCAUGGCUGCCCGACCGACCCCGACCCCGACCUCCUCCCCGGGUGAACCUUUUGGUUUUUGCCCUAGCACUGCACAGCUGAAUCAAAUAAUCAAAGUUUGAUGAUGAGUUGGUUAUUUGAAUCAGCUGUGCAGUUUGAGGCCAUGUGGCGGAGAGUGAUGCAGGCGCUGGAGAUGGGGGGUGAGCAGGUGGGUCUGGGCAGGAGGGAUGUGGUUGAUGGAGAUGGGGGUGGGGUGGGUCUGGGCAGGGUGACGUCGUUGUGUGUUUUGUAUGCUGUCGUUUGUAUGUGUAUGUUUUGUGUUGUUUCAAAAAAAAAAAAUUACCCCAAAAUAGAAUCAGCUGUGUAGUGCUAGGGCAAAAAACAAAACGUGCCCUCCCUCCCUCCCUCCCCUCUCACCCUCCCCUCUCACCCCUCCCUCUCACCCCUCCCCCCCCCCUCUCACCCUCCCCCCCCCUCUCACCCUCUCACCCUCCCCCCCUCCCCUCUCAACCCUCCCUCCCCCCCUCCCCUCUCACCCUCCCCUCUCACCCCUCCCUCCCUCCUCCCCUCUCACCCCUCCCUCCCUCCCUCCCACCCCUCCCUCCCUCCCUCCCUCUCCCUCUCUCCCUCCCCUCUCACCCCUCCCUCCCUCCCCUCUCACCCCUCCUCCCUCCCUCCCUCCCACCCCUCCCUCCCUCCCUCCCUCUCCCUCCCUCCCUCCCCUCUCACCCCUCCCUCCCUCCCUCCCUCCCACCCCUCCCUCCCUCCCUCCCUCUCUCCUCCCUCCCUCUCCCUCUCUCUCUCCCUCCCUCCCUCCCUCCCUCCCCCUCUCCACCCUCCCCCCCUCCCCUCUCACCCCUCCCCUCUCCCCCUCUCCCUCUCCCUCUCUCCCUCUCUCCCUCCGCUGAGACUGACCAGAGGGGACACAGUCGUCCCACUGAUGGCGAUGCACAAAUUCAUGUUGUUCCUAUGACCAGAGGAAGUGAAAUAUUUCUUGAUAUUAAAAUAUACGUGACGAGCUGCUAAUAAUAGAAGUGCAGGCCUAUCGAUACACUUGGCUGCUAAUUCAGUGCAGCUGCACUGUUAGUCGGGACAAGCGCAUAUCUAUUUUUGUUUAAAAAACAGUGUUGACAGUGCUGAUUAAAAAAUGUGAACAUACAGCUCUUUGCUAUAUUCGUUGACAGUUUCUCUCUGGUCAUGGUUUUAAAAGUGAUGAAAUCUCUCGUAGGCUAGUAUCAAACUUUGCUGUGGGGUUGUGGAAGCUGUACUAGGCGCUGUGAUUUGAGCCAUCCGAUUGGCCAGUACAUGUAGGUGCGCUUGAUUUAGCACAGCUCUCCUGGUCUGCCAGGUAGGCAGAGUUAGUCCCUUCAGACACAUAGAAUGGUUUAAAAUGAGAACACUCUGCUUACCCGGCGCCAGGGUUUCUGAAUCAAGUGCACCUUCUGCCAGACGUGUUUGUUGAUCUACUAGUAAUGCCUUUAUCGAUGGCUUUUCUACAGACGUGUUUGGUGAUCUACUAGUAAUGCCUUUAUCGAUGGCUUUUCUACAGACGUGUUUGGUGAUCUACUAGUAAUGCCUUUAUCGAUGGCUUUUCUACAGACGUGUUUGGUGAUCUACUAGUAAUGCCUUUAUCGAUGGCUUUUCUACAGACGUGUUUGGUGAUCUACUAGUAAUGCCUUUAUCGAUGGCUUUUCUACAGACGUGUUUGGUGAUCUACUAGGGAUGCCUUUAUCGAUGGCUUUUCUACAGACGUGUUUGGUGAUCUACUAGUAAUGCCUUUAUCGAUGGCUUUUCUACAGACGUGUUUGGUGAUCUACUAGUGAUGCCUUUAUCGAUGGCUUUUCUACAGACGUGUUUGGUGAUCUACUAGUUAAUGCCGUUAUCGAUGGCUUUUCUACAGACGUGUUUGGUGAUCUACUAGUAAUGCCUUUAUCGAUGGCUUUUCUACAGACGUGUUUGGUGAUCUACUAGUAAUGCCUUUAUCGAUGGCUUUUCUACAGACGUGUUUGGUGACCACUGGGUUAGAGGGAGUUUCCAUAUACCAGUCAUUUAUUUUCAAAUCCAUGAAGGGAAGUGAACAACAAACAAAAAAAAACAAAAAAGCCUUCGGAGAAAGGAGAUAUUACUGGGAAGGACUCCGAGUAUUUAAGCAACAGCACACCAUAUGUUCCUGUAACAACAAUACUGAAUAAAAAGUGAAUUCUCUCAUUUAAUACACCAGGUUCUUUACAUGGAAUGUAAACGAUGCUUACUGUUUUUAUAGAUAUUAUCGUGGAGGGCUAAACUUGUUUCAAAGACUGCUGUUCUUGUUCUUAGUGUUGUCUGUAUGUUGCAGCAUGAAAUAGAUGAUUCAUCUCUGGAUAUGGUAACUAUUGAUUUCUGCGUUCUGAAUGUUAUAGGCAGGGUGACUUCUCUCUGCCACACGUUCAGUCUGUGUCCCAAAAAAUCAUCCUAUUUGGGACGCAGACACACAGAUUUCAGGCCCACACAGACGUCAUGGUUUUGAUUUUGCAGGGCAAUGUCAGUAAAUCAUCUGUAUAGGGUUUAGUAGACUCCUAUUUCAGUAGACCGUCUACAGCAGGGGUAUUUAACCAGGGCUCCGCGGCCGAGGUAAUGCAGGGGGUCCACGAAAAUAGAUAUAUAGAUAGAUGUAUAUAUAGAUAUAAUAGGGUUUGCCGGUUUUCCUGGGCCGUGGGUCCCUGGGUUGCCGGUUUUCCUGGGCCGGGGGUCCCUGGGUUGCCGGUUUUCCUGGGCCGGGGGUCCCUGGGUUGCCGGUUUUCCUGGGUCGGGGGUCCCUGGGUUGCCGGUUUUCCUGGGCCGGGGGUCCCUGGGUUGCCGGUUUUCCGGGGCGGGGGGUCCCUGGGUUGCCGGUUUUCCGGGGCGGGGGGUCCCUGGGUUGCCGGUUUUCCGGGCCGGGGGUCCCUGGGUUGCCGGUUUUCCGGGCCGGGGGGGUCCCUGGGUUGCCGGUUUUCCGGGGCGGGGGGGUCCCUGGGUUGCCGGUUUUCCUGGGGCGGGGGGGUCCCUGGGUUGCCGGUUUUCCGGGGCGGGGGGUCCCUGGGUUGCCGGUUUUCCGGGCCGGGGGUCCCUGGGCAAGAAAAGGUUGAAGACCCCUGGUCUACAGUAUACAGUCUAUAUUAUCUACUCUGCUCCAAGGUAGACCAGAGAGUACUUUAACUGUCUGUUGUACUGUAAAACCAUGGGAACAUUACAUACACUCGUCCCAUCUGUCUGUCCACCAGGCAGUCCGUUCAAGAUACCAGUGAAGGACUCACUCACACACACACUGAUGUUGUUGGCUAUGUUGUUGUUCUAUUUGGUGCCCAGAGUUUCACCGUACCAUUUGAGCUUAGUUUUUUUCUGAUAACCUGGUUUAGGAAAAACUCCAAGCCCCAGCCGUCUGGUAGUGUAUCGAACAGUCCAUCUGUCUGUCUGGUAUCUAACAGUCUCUCUCUCUCUCUCUCUCUCUGUGUCCCUUUGUCCAUCAGGCAGUCCAUUCAAGGUACCAGUGAAGGACAUGGUUGACCCCAGCAAGGUGAAGAUCUCAGGACCCGGCGUGGGCUCAGGGGUCCGCGCCAAGAUCCCACAAUCCUUCACUGUGGACUGCAGCAAGGCCGGGGUGGCUCCCCUCUCUGUGGCCGUCACCGCUCCCAAAGGUGAGGUUUGAUUCAUUUUCUGUGGUGGCCCCUCUCUCUGUGGCCGUCACCGCACUUAAAGGGCAGACUGGAUUCGUUUUAUUUCUGUUAAUUUUAAAAGACUGCGGGGAACAGCAGACUGCGGGGAACAGCAGACUGCGGGGAACUUACCCAAAAAGACUUGUGCCGAUUAUAUCUACACAUUUUGCAUGGAGCAGAGAAUUGUUCUACUGUUUUUAAAGCUCAUUUCCUGCAAUUCUACACAUUUUUCUAUGUCUUACAAAGUGCUGAGUCAGGGGUGUGAAUACUUACACUACAUGACCAAAAGUAUGUGGACACCUGCUCAUCGAACAUCUCAUUCCAAAAUCAUGGGCAUUAAUAUGGAGUUGGUCCCCCCCUUUGCUGCUAAAACAGCCUCCACUCUUCUGGGAAGGCUUUCCACUAGAUGUUGGAACAUUGCUGUGGGGACUUGCUUCCAUUCAGCCACAAGAGCAUUAGUGAGGUGGGGCACUGAUGUUGGGCGAUUAGGCCUGGCUCGCAGUCGGCGUUCCAAUUCAUCCCAAAGGGGUUCAAUGGGUUUGUCACAAAGUUGGAAGUACAGAAUGGUCUAGAAUGUCAUUGUAUGCUGUAGCGUUAAGAUUUCCCUUCACUGGAACUAAAGGGCGUAGCCCGAACCAUGAAAAACAGCCCCAGACCAUUAUUCUUCCUCCACCAAACUUUACAGUUGGCACUAUGCAUUGGGGCAGGUAGCGUUCUCCUGGCAUCCGCCAAACCCAGAUUCGUCCGUCAGACUGCCAGAUGGUGAAGCGUGAUUCAUCACUCCAGAGAACGCAUUUCCACUGCUCCAGAGUCCAAUGGUGGCGAGCUUUACACCACUCCAGCCGACGCUUGUUGCCUUGGCCGUGUGUUUUGGGUCAUUGUCAUGCUGGAAUACCCAUCCACGACCCAUUUUCAAUGCCCUGGCUGAGGGAAGGAGGUUCUCACCCAAGAUUGGACGGUACAUGGCCCCGUCCAUCGUCCCUUUGAUGCGGUGAAGUUGUCCUGUCCCCUUAGCAGAAAAACACCCCCCAAAGCAUAAUGUUUCCACCUCCAUGUUUGACGGUGGUGAUGGUGUUCUUGGGGUCAUAGGCAGCAUUCUGUGUCUAAUUCAGUUCAACUUUAUUAUUGUGUCUAAUUCAGUUCAAUACCACUUUAUUUUCCCCGUCCGGUGCGUCUAAGAAAGGUCCUGUCCUCAUGUUAGUUGUGUGUGUUGGUCGUCAGGUGUGGCUGAGCCGGUGGAGAUCACAGACAAUGGAGAUGGAACACAUACGGUAGCCUACACCCCUUCAGUGGAGGGACCCUACUCUGUAGUGGUCAAGUACGCUGACGAGGAGCUCCCGCGCAGGUAACUCACUAAACUAGACUCCGUUACAUACAGGACAGCGGUUGUCUUGUAUUAUUUAGCCAUGAGUACUGCUCUGGAUCACAGCAGAUAAACCACUUACUGUAUAUUGUGAAAAAUUCCUCCUUAGAUCCCAGAGUUUUCCCUAUGAUCUGACUAGGAAAAUCUCCAGGCUAGAGAUGUGACAAAUGGGCAAUUCUUAACAUUUAAACAGCCUUUUAUUUUUUAUAAUUCAGUUUAAACGAUACGAAAGUAAUCAUACAACUACACGUGAAUAAAAUUCCUCGACUCCUAAGUUUCAGUAUGUUUGGAACAGAGAAGACCAAUUUAGUUGCCGUACUUCCGAGAACGCGAACACUUUCGUCUUUCAUAGUGAGAUAGCGAGGGUGAGAGGGAGGGGAAGGGUACAGUACAGGCAGGUCGGCCACCAGACAGACAGUUAGACCUAGUGCAUGGUUCUAUCUAUCAGUACAGGCAGGUCGGCCACCAGACAGACAGACAGUCAGACCUAGUGCACGGUUCUAUAUCAGUACAGGCAGGUCAGCCACCAGACAGACAGACAGACCUAGUGCACGGUUCUAUCUAUCAGUACAGGCAGGUCGGCCACCAGACAGACAGACAGACCUAGUGCACGGUUCUAUAUCAGUACAGGCAGGUCGGCCACCAGACAGACAGACAGACCUAGUGCAUGGUUCUAUCUAUCAGUACAGGCAGGUCGGCCACCAGACAGACAGACAGACCUAGUGCACGGUUCUAUCGAUCAGUACAGGCAGGUCAGCCACCAGACAGACAGACCUAGUGCACGGUUCUAUCGAUCAGUACAGGCAGGUCAGCCACCAGACAGACAGUUAGACCUAGUGCACGGUUCUAUCGAUCAGUACAGGCAGGUCGGCCACCAGACAGACAGACAGACAGACCUAGUGCACGGUUCUAUCUAUCAGUACAGGCAGGUCGGCCACCACACUUGAGUAACUGAAGCUGUUUUUGACACUAUGUUGGGGGGUUUCCUUUAUUUUGGCAGUUACCUGUGGUAAUCUGUAUCUGAAUGUCUUCACCAAGUAGCCUAAAGUUUGUUCCUCUGGUUUUAUUUAAGUUAUCCUCUAGUUAGUUAGGGUAGAACACAGCAAAGAAUAUAUUUUGUGAUAACCGCACUAAGAUUUACAUUUAGGAAGAAGAAGAAAAAAAAUAUAUAUAUUUCAUUUAGGGAUUUUCUACUAUAAAGAUAAAGGUUCCUCUACUCUGGGCCCUGUCUGUGAUGCCCGUUCCGCUAGUUUCCUCCACUUGUUGAUAUUAUUGUAAUUGUUUACUUCCUCGUCCAGCCCCUUCAAGCUGCGAGUGCUGCCUACCCAUGAUGCCAGUAAGGUGCGUGCCAGCGGACCUGGUCUAACCACCGGAGUGCCAGCCAGCCUUCCAGUAGAGUUCACCAUUGAUGCCAAGGACGCUGGAGAGGGACAGCUGUCAGUCCAGAUCACAGUGAGUUGACCUGAGGGUAGUCUUGUGGUGUUGUGGUUCGAGAAUCAGGCUGGACUUUGGAGAAACCUAUAACGGCUAGUGUCUAGGCUAUGAUCUGGGAGGUGAUCAGCUGUUAGCCAGACGGCUAUGAUCUGGGAGGGGAUCAGCUGUCAGCCAGACGGCUAUGAUCUGGGAGGGGAUCAGCUGUUAGCCAGACGGCUAUGAUCUGGGAGGUGAUCAGCUGUUAGCCAGACGGCUAUGAUCUGGGAGGGGAUCAGCUGUCAGCCAGACCUAUGGGAGGACAUCCCCGGCUAUGAUCUGGGAGGGGAUCAGCUGUCAGCCAGACGGCUAUGAUCUGGGAGGGGAUCAGCUGUCAGCCAGACGGCUAUGAUCUGGGAGGUGAUCAGCUGUCAGCCAGACGGCUAUGAUCUGGGAGGUGAUCAGCUGUCAGCCAGACGGCUAUGAUCUGGGAGGUGAUCAGCUGUCCAGCCAGACGGCUAUGACUGGGAGGUGAUCAGCUGUCGCCAGGACGGCUAUGAUCUGGGAGGUGAUCACUGUCAGCCAGACGCUAUGAUCUGGGAUGUGAUCAGCUGUCAGCCAGACGGCUAUGAUCUGGGAGGUGAUCAGCUAGACAACUAUGAUCUGGGAGGGGAUCAGCUGUCAGCCAGAACACUAUGAUCUGGGAGGUGAUCAGCUGUCAGCCAGGCGGCUAUGAUCUGGGAGGUGAUCAGCUGUCAGCCAGAACACUAUGAUCUGGGAGGUGAUCAGCUGUCAGCCAGGCGGCUAUGAUCUGGGAGGUGAUCAGCUGUCAGCCAGAACACUAUGAUCUGGGAGGUGAUCAGCUGUCAGCCAGACGGCUAUGAUCUGGGAGGUGAUCAGCUGUCAGCCAGACGGCUAUGAUCUGGGAGGUGAUCAGCUGUCAGCCAGACGGCUAUGAUCUGGGAGGUGAUCAGCUGUCAGCCAGACGGCUAUGAUCUGGGAGGUGAUCAGCUGUCAGCCAGACAACUAUGAUCUGGGAGGUGAUCAGCUGUCAGCCAGGCGGCUAUGAUCUGGGAGGUGAUCAGCUGUCAGCCAGACGGCUAUGAUCUGGGAGGGGAUCAGCUGUCAGCCAGAACACUAUGAUCUGGGAGGUGAUCAGCUGUCAGCCAGGCGGCUAUGAUCUGGGAGGUGAUCAGCUGUCAGCCAGACGGCUAUGAUCUGGAGGGGAUCAGCUGUCAGCCAGAACACUAUGAUCUGGGAGGUGAUCAGCUGUCAGCCAGGUGGCUAUGAUCUGGGAGGUGAUCAGCUGUCAGCCAGAACACUAUGAUCUGGGAGGUGAUCAGCUGUCAGCCAGACGGCUAUGAUCUGGGAGGUGAUCAGCUGUCAGCCAGACGGCUAUGAUCUGGGAGGUGAUCAGCUAGACAACUAUGAUCUGGGAGGGGAUCAGCUGUCAGCCAGAACACUAUGAUCUGGGAGGUGAUCAGCUGUCAGCCAGGCGGCUAUGAUCUGGGAGGUGAUCAGCUGUCAGCCAGAACACUAUGAUCUGGGAGGUGAUCAGCUGUCAGCCAGACGGCUAUGAUCUGGGAGGUGAUCAGCUGUCAGCCAGACGGCUAUGAUCUGGGAGGUGAUCAGCUGUCAGCCAGACGGCUAUGAUCUGGGAGGUGAUCAGCUGUCAGCCAGACGGCUAUGAUCUGGGAGGUGAUCAGCUGUCAGCCAGACAACUAUGAUCUGGGAGGUGAUCAGCUAGACAACUAUGAUCUGGGAGGUGAUCAGCCAGACACUAUGAUCUGGGAGGUGAUCAGCCAGACACUAUGAUCUGGAGUGAUCAGCUGUCAGCCAGACGGCUAUGAUCUGGGAGGUGAUCAGCUGUCAGCCAGACAACUAUGAUCUGGGAGGUGAUCAGCUAGACAACUAUGAUCUGGGAGGUGAUCAGCCAGACAACUAUGAUCUGGGAGGUGAUCAGCCAGACAACUAUGAUCUGGGAGGUGAUCAGCCAGACAACUAUGAUCUGGGAGGUGAUCAGCCAGACAACUAUGAUCUGGGAGGUGAUCAGCCAGACAACUAUGAUCUGGGAGGUGAUUAUACUGUUAAAAUAGGGCUCCAGAAUUUUUUUAAUUUUGUUUUUCAAUAGAGAUCAAUUUUCCUACAUCUUUAUGUGCACUAAUAUCGUAGGCACAUUUAUUUGGGGGCUAAUUCACCACACGAGGAAGUGAAAACUCAAAACACAUUAGCUAGAUCGCUAACACUAAAUAUAAUACUCACUGCUAGUAGUCAUGUAUUAAUCUAACAGUAAAUGUAAUAUUCUAAAAAAUAAGUUGUAGCCUGCUACCCAAUGCACUCACGAUGGCCGAUGCGCAGUUGCGCGCUUCGUAUAAAAUCCAUAUCAAAUAUCUUUGGUUGUAAAAUAGUUGCUGUUGAUCUUAAUAUUAAGAGAUUACAAAUAAAUCAUUAUUAACUGGGUCGUUAGAGCCCUGAAUGCUGAUUGGCUGACAGCCGUGGUAUAUCAGACCGUAUACCACAGGUAUGACAAAACAUUUAAUUUUUACUGCUCUAAUUACGUUGGUAACCAGUUUAUAAUAGCAAUAAGGCUCCUCCGGGGUAUAUGGCCAAUAUACCACACCCCCCCGGGCCUUAUUGCUAUUAUACCCACAGGAAGCUGAGAACAACACUAGUUGCUUCCGAAGCUAUGCAUUUCCCACAAUUUGGAUUUUGAAACGUUAAACAAUCAGAAGGCCUUUUUGUCUCUCCCGGAGCGCACAUCAAGAGGCUAUUCACAGCAGCAGGCCCAGCUGUCAUCAAGGCAAAGGGUGGCUACUUUGAAGAAUCUCAAAUAUAAAAUAUAUUUUGGUUUGUUUAACACUUUUCUGGUUACUACAUGAUUCCAUAUAUGUUAUUUCAUAGUUCUGAUGUCUUCGCUAUUAUUCUACAAGGUAGAAAAUAGUAAAAAAUAAAUGGAAUGAGUAAGCGUGUCCAAACCUUUGACUGGUACUGUGUGUUCAGCUCACACUGACACCAAUACAUUUUUUGUUUACUCGCAAAGUCAAGUCAAAGGGGUCGCAUAAUGCUACUGAAUGGUGUGAGUCUGGAGCCCCCUGGGGUACUGGAUUGGAAUCAAAGUUGUCAUAAUUAGUUGUCUGCAAACUAACUGCGAGCAAACUUACUCCGAGCAAACUAACUGCUAGCAUUAUCAAUCUGUUAUAUAUUGGGAUGUAAUUUGAUGAAGGCCCAGAGGUGAUCUUAAAGCCCCUCCUGGAGGGUGGGCUCAGUUCUACCGGCAACAGAGUAUAGCUCAACACAACACACAGUGAUUCACACUCAUUCUCUCUCAAUUUCAAUUUUCAAUUUAAGGGCUUUAUUGGCAUGGGAAAUGUAUGUUAACAUUGCCAAAGCAAGUGAAGUAGAUAGUCAACAAAAGUGAAAUAAACAAUAAAUAUGAACAGUAAAUAUUACACUCAGAAGUUCCAAAAGAAUAAAGACAUUUCAAAUGUCAUAUUAUGUAUAUAUAUAGUGUUGUAACAAUGUGCAAAUAGUUAAAGUACAAAUGGGAAAAUAAAUAAACAUAAAUAUGGGUUGUAUUUACAAUGGUGUUUGUUCUUCACUGGUUGCCCUUUUCUUGUGGCAACAGGUCACAAAUCUUGCUGCUGUGAUUGCACACUGUGGUUUUUCACCCAGUAGAUAAGGGAGUUUAUCAAAAUUGGAUUUGUUUUUUAAUUCUUUGUGGAUCGCUGUAAUCUGAGGGAAAUAUGUGUCUCUAAAAUGGUCAUACAUUUGGCAGGAGGUUAGGAAGUGCAGCUCAGUUUCCACCUCAUUUUGUGGGCAGUGUGCACAUAGCCUGUCUUCUCUUGAGAGCCAGGUCUGCCUACGGCGGCCUUUCUCAAUAGCAAGGCUAUGCUCACUGAGUCUGUACAUAGUCAAAGCUUUCCUUAAGUUUGGGUCAGUCACAGUGGUCAGGUAUUCUGCCACUGUGUACUCUCUGUUUAGGGCCAAAUAGCAUUCUAGUUUGCUCUGUUUUUUUGUUAAUUCUUUCCAAUGUGUCAAGUAAUUCUCUUUUUGUUUUCUCAUGAUUUGGUUGGGUCUAGUUGUGUUGUUGUCCUGUGGCUCUGUGGGGUCUGUUUGUGUUUGUGAACAGAGCCCCAGGACAAGCUUACUUAGGGGACUCUUCUCCAAGUUCAUCUCUCUGUAGGUGAUGGCUUUGUUAUGGAAGGUUUGGGAAUCGCUUCCUUUUAAGUGGUUAUAGAAUUUAACGGCUCUUUUCUGGAUUUUGAUAAUUAGCGGGUAUUGGCCUAAUUCUGCUCUGCAUGCAUUAUUUGGUGUUUUACGUUGUACACGGAGGAUGUUUUAACAGAAUUCUGCAUGCAGAGUCUCAAUUUGGUGUUUGUCCCAUUUUGUGAAUUCUUGGUUGGUGAGCGGACCCCAGACCUCACAAUCAUAAAGGAAAAUGGGCUCUAUAACUGAUUCAAGUAUUUUUAGCCAGAUCCUAAUUGGUAUGUCAAAUUUUAUGUUCCUUUUGAUGGCAUAGAAGGCCCUUCUUGCCUUGUCUCUCAGAUCGUUCACAGCUUUGUGGAAGUUACCUGUGGCGCUGAUGUUUAGGCCGAGGUAUGUAUAGUUUUUUGUGUGCUCUAGGGCAACGGUGUCUAGAUGGAAUUUGUAUUUGUGGUCCUGGCAACUGGACCUUUUUUGGAACACCAUUAUUUUUGUCUUACUGAGAUUUACUGUCAGGGCCCAGGUCUGACAGAAUAUGUGCAGAAGAUCUAGGUGCUGCUGUAGGCCCUCCUUGGUUGGUGACAGAAGCACCAGAUCAUCAGCAGAAGACAUUUGACUUCAGAUUCUAGUAGGGUGAGGCCGGGUGCUGCAGACUGUUCUAGUGCCCUCGCCAAUUCGUUGAUAUAUAUGUUGAAGAGGGUGGGGCUUAAACUGCAUCCCUGUCUCACCCCACGGCCCUGUUGAAAGAAAUGUGUGUGUUUUUUGCCAAUUUUAACCGCACACUUGUUGUUUGUGUACAUGGAUUUUAUAAUGUCGUAUGUUUUUCCCCCAACCCCACUUUCCAUCAACUUGUAUAGCAGACCCUCAUGCCAAAUUGAGUCAAAAGCUUUUUUGAAAUCAACAAAGCAUGAGAAGUGGUUUACCCAUAUAUCUCCGUUUUGGAUAGAUAGCUCUUCGUCUUGUUGUUUGUUUAGUGUUUUCCAAUUUUCCCAGAAGUGGUUAGAGUCUAUGGAUUCUUCAAUUACAUUGAGCUGAUUUCUGACGUGCUGUUCCUUCUUUUUCCGUAGUGUAUUUCUGUAUUGUUUUAGUGAUUCACCAUAGUGAAGGCGUAGGCUCAGGUUUUCUGGGUCUCUAUGUUUUUGGUUGGAUAGGUUUCUCAAUUUCUUUCUUAGGUUUUUGCAUUCUUCAUCAAACCAUUUAUCACUGUUAUUACUUUUCUUUGGUUUUCUGUUAGAGAUUUUUAGAUUUGAUAGGGAAGCUGAGAGGUCAAAUAUACUGUUUAGGUUUUCUACUGCCAAGUUUACACCUUCACUAUAACAGUGGAACGUUUUGUCCAGGAAGUUGUCUAGAAUGGAUUGAAUUUGUUGUUUCCUAAUAGUUUUUUGGUAGGUUUCAACACUACUUUCCUUCCAUCUAUAGCAUUUCUUAAUAUUAUUCAGUUCUCCCCCCCCCCCCCCCCCCCCCCAGAGAGUCAUUGGAACAGAAAAAUCUACAGGAUCACGUAUAGGAGUAUAACCUCUAUAGACAGGAUCACGUAUAGGAGUAUAAUACGUCUGAAACGUUGUUGUUUUCUCAGGACCAGGAUGGGAAGCCGAAGAGGGUUGGUAUCCAUGACAAUGGUGACGGGACAUAUCUGGUGUCUUAUGUACCUGACAAGGUCGGCCGCUAUACCAUCGUGAUAAAGUACGGAGGAGAUGAGAUCCCUGCCUCGCCCUACCGGGUCAGAGCCACCUCCUCAGGAGAUGCCAGCAAGUGCACAGUCACCGGUGAGUGAGUCAUGGUGUGCUUUGGGGAUCUACCACGACAGGGGCGUCAAACAUACGGUCUGCAUUCCGGAUCUGGCCCUCAAGCCCAUUCAAUCACGGAGCAUCGAGAAUUCCAAAAGCCGUGGAUAGAGAAACAUUUUUUUUGCUAAUUUUUCCCGGAGAGGAAACAUAAUAUAUGUUAACUACAGCCCUCCUCUUUGGGCUCAGAGGUGGAAACACAAUAGUCCAGGUCUGUAGUCCAAGCACCCUGUGGAGGAAAUGUGGCGUUACAAACCCUGGUCCUUCCAGCCAGAUAGGAUAUACUUUAUUCGCCCAGGGGGAAAUUUAUCUUGGACAUUUUAAAGGGUGUCGCUGCUUCCACAUAAAUACAUAGAAUCAAAUCGAUACAACGUACAUUAGAAUAACAUCUUCAUCAUACACGCCUCACAAUUACAACAACCUGAAAUGUUCAUUUUGGCUUUUCAGUUAAGCUUUUUCUUCUCCAGACUGAUCUCUCAUCUGUUUAUCCUACCAGGUCCCGGUAUCGCCCCCGUCAUCGCGGUCGGGCAGGAAGUGGGCUUCGUGGUCAACGCUAAGGCAGCUGGGAAGGGAAAGGUGACGUGUAUCGUUGUGACGCCGGACGGGACAGAGGUGGAGGCUGAUGUCAUCCAGAACGAGGACGGAACAUUCGAUAUCUUCUACACCGCCCCGACCCCCGGGAACUAUGUCAUAUACGUACGCUUUGGAGGGGAGAACGUCCCCAAGAGCCCCUUCAGAGUCAUGGUGAGGUUAUGGUCUCCUGUGUUGUCCCAAAAAAACGUAUAUCCUGCACCGUUUCUGGCUCUGCACCGUUCCCGUCUCUCUGUCAGUGAGAGGGAUGCUCUAAUGUGUUUAGAAAAUGCAUCCCUGUAUUAUUUGUCUGAUCCUGUGCAGACAUUUUAGAUCAUGUUUUGAUUGUGGUGGUGAUGGUUAUCAUGUCUGUCCCCGUGUGUGUGUGUCUGAAGCCUGACCUGGUUGUGAUUCCCCAGGCGACUGAUGAGGCUCCGAUGAUGCAGCAACAGUCAGCCAAUCAGCAGUCAGCUGCUCCUGGAGCCGCCGGAUUCCAGCCCUGGGUACAGAGUAGAGAACCACCUCUAUCCAUCCCUCAUCCCUCUCUGUCACACACAGCCUGCCCUGCACCUCAAGGAGAUCUCUCUGGCCCUCCCUCCCUCCCUCCCUCCGGCCCUCCCUCCGGCCCUCCCUCCCUCCCUCCGGCCCUCCCUCCCUCCCUCCCUCCGGCCCUCCCUCCCUCCCUCCCUCCCUACGGCCCUCCCUCCCUCCCUCCCUCCCUCCCUCCCUCCCUCCCUCCCUCCCUCCCUCCCUCCCUCCUCCCCCCUCCCUCCCUCCCUCCCUCCCUCCCUCUGGGCCCUCCCUCCCUCCCUCCCCCUCCCUCCCUACGGCCCUCCCUCCCUCCCUCCCUCUCUCUGGCCCUCCCUCCCUCCCUCCCUCCCUCCGCCCUUCCCCCUCCCUCCCUCCCUCCCUCCCUCCCUCCCCUCCCUCCCUCCCUCCUCCCUCCCUCCGGCCCACCCUCCUCCCUCUCCUCUGGGCCCUCCCUCCCUCCCUCCCUACCGGCCCUCCCUCCCUCCCUCCGGCCCUUCCUCUGGCCCUCCCUCCCUCCCUCUGGCCGGCCCUCCCUCCCUCCCUCCCUCCCUACGGCCGGCCCUCCCUCCCACCCUCCCUCCCUCCCUCUGGCCCACCCUCUCUCCGGACCCCCUCCCUCUCUCCCGGACCUCCUCCUCUCUCCGGACCCCCUCCCUCUCUCCGGACCCCCUCCCCUCUCUCCGGACCCCCUCCAUCCUUCCGUCCAUGGGCCUCUGAUUUUUCUCUCUGAUCCCUGACACUGAAUGAUCACCCUCCCUCUCUCAUGGCGUCCCUUCCUCCCCCCCCAACUUCAUGAUAAAUGUCACUGAAUGACUCCAGCUUCUCUCCAUCAUAUUUGUAGGAAGUGGCUAUUCAUGUCUUCUAAUGGCUGAACACUGUUUCUUCCUUCAGUCUCUUUGGCCUUCCCAAACCCUGAUAUUCUACCCCACUCUGAUUAUACACUGGAAAAACAGGUGUCCCAUGCAAUGUUAGUUCCAUUGAGUUAUCUGGUCUCCAUUCUGGCCUCCUGGUUAGUCAGCGCCCCACCAUGGCCCCAUGCCAGACCCAUUACAGUACAAUGGACCCCUCUCUCUCUCCUGUUCCCACCAGAAAAGGAAAGCGUGGGAGGACACACACACACACCCAGACAAACACACACACACACACACACACACACCCGGACACACACACACACCCGGACACACACACACAGAAUAGAGGACAGACAGAAAAUAGCCCAGAUAGUGUAGAUACAGUAUCAACAAAUGCAUCCUCCUCUCUCCUCCUCUCUUCUCCCCUCUUGUCUCCUGUCUCCUCGUCUCUCCUCCUCUCUUCUCUCCUCCUCUCUUCUCUCCCCUCUCUCCUCUCUCCCCUCUCCUUCUCUCUUCUCUCCUCCUCUCUCCCCCUCUCCUCCUCUCUCCCCUCUCCUCCUCUCUUCUCCCCUCUCGUCUCCUCUCUCCCCCGUCUCUCCCCCUUUCUCUCCCCCUUUCUCUCCCCCUUUCUCUCCCCCUUUCUCUCCCCCUGUCUCUCCCCCUGUCUCUCCCCCUGUCCUCUCCCCCUUUCUCUCCCCCUGUCUCUCCUCCUCUCUCUCCUCCUCUCCCCUCUCUCCCUCCCCCUUCUCCUCCUCUCCCCUCUCCCCUCUCUCCCCCUCUCCCCUCUCCUCCCUCUCCCCUCCUCCCCCUUCUCCUCCUCUCCCUCUCUCCCCCCUUCUCCUCUCUCUCCCCCUUCUCCUCCUCUCUCCCCCUUCUCCUCCUCUCCCCUCUCUCCCCCUCUCUCCUCCUCUCUCCCCUCUCUCCUCUUCUCGCUUCUCUUUCCAGCUCAUCUACUAUAUAUUACCACGGUUACAUUUCCACGGUUACAUUACCACGGUUACAGGUUUUGGGUUUCUCUUCCUCGCUCUUCCCAGGAGUUCUGAGAGCCUUUGCUUUUCCAGGUAUGCUGUGGGUGAUCUGCCAUCUCUCUCUCUCUCUCUCUCCCCCCUUACUCCAUGCAUACCUUUCUCCUGCAAGAGGCGCCAAACGGCACCAGUCUGACCUGAUGGCUGUUUGCCUGCCUGAUCCCUUCUCUUACCUCAGCUUUAUCGCAGGAAGACUCACGCAGCAUGAGACUGUAAAUGGUAGAAAUACAGUGAUGUGACCACAGACUGUCACUCUCCUGUUUUGACAGAUCUCCUACCAAAGACAUAUCGGUAACGUUUUUAAUAAUCAAAACCCCCUCUUCCCCCCGUUGUCUCCCCCCUCCCCCACCCCCGUUGUCUCCCCCCCCCCCCCCCCCCCCCCGUUGUCUCCCCCUCCCCCCCCCCCCGUUGUCUCCCCCUCCCCCCCCCCCCGUUGUCUCCCCCCUCCCCUCCCCGUUUGUCUCCCCCUCCCCCCUGUUGUCUCCCCCCUCCCUCCCCGUUGUCUACACCUCUUCUCCCCCUUCCCCCCCGUUUUCUCCUCCUCUCCGCUCCAGGUGACAGACGGGUCCUACCACCCAGCCAACCGUAUGAACGGAACAGGUUUCAGGCCCUUCGACAUGGUCAUUCCCUUCGCCUUCCGCAAGGGAGAGAUCACAGGUGAGAUACUGACCAAUAACUAUCUAACUUCCUGUUGAUGGAGAGAUCACAGGUGAGAUACUGACCAAUAACUAUCUAACUUCCUGUUGAUGGAGAGAUCACAGGUGAGAUACUGACCAAUAACUAUCUAACUUCCUGUUGAUGGAGAGAUCACAGGUGAGAUACUGACUAAUAACUAUCUAACUUCCUGUUGAUGGAGAGAUCACAGGUGAGAUACUGACUAAUAACUAUCUAACUUCCUGUUGAUGGAGAGAUCACAGGUGAGAUACUGACCAAUAACUAUCUAACUUCCUGUUGAUGGAGAGAUCACAGGUGAGAUACUGACCAAUAACUAUCUAACUUCCUGUUGAUGGAGAGAUCAACAGGUGAGAUACUGACCAAUAACUAUCUAACUUCCUGUUGAUGGAGAGAUCACAGGUGAGAUACUGACCAAUAACUAUCUAACUUCCUGUUGAUGGAGAGAUCACAGGUAGAAUGACAUUACAUAUUGUAGGGAAAUGUAACUCCUCUCAUAGUAGCCUGUGUUCUCUCCCUCUUUCUGUCUCUCUCGCUCUCGCUCGCUCGCUCUUUAACGCUCUCUAACGCUCGCUCUUUAACGCUCUCUAACGCUCUCUCUCUCUCUUUAACGCUCUCUCUCUUUAACGCUCUCUCUCUUUAACGCUCUCUCUCUUUAACGCUCUCUGUCUCUCUCUCUGCCUCUCUCUGUCUCUCUCUCUCUCUCUCUCUCUCUAGGUGAGGUCCACAUGCCAUCAGGGAAGACUGCUCAGCCUGAGAUCAUCGACAACAAGGACGGGACUGUCACAGUGAAGUUUGCCCCCACCGAGGCCGGCCUUCACGAGAUGCACAUCAAGUACAAUGGAACACACAUUCCAGGUCAGCACACACACCCCCGCACGCACGAAAUACACGCACGGACACACUCACACACUUUCAGGUGUUGUUUGGCUGGUAGAAUAGCAGGCUGUGGAACAAAGGCAGAUAUCUCCCAACGCAGAAACAUGGAUCACUCACACACAGGACACACACACACACAGGACACACACACACACAGGACACACACACACACAGGACACACACACACACAGGACACACACACACACAGGACACACACACACACAGGACACACACACACACAGGACACACACACACACAGGACACACACAUACACAUACACAAUAGUGAUGAAUAUCCUGUCAGGAUUCCUGUGUAUUGAAGUCAUGAACAGGACAUACCAGGGAGAAAGUGGAGGGAGGGAGGGGGAGAAUCGCUCAGUUGAUGUGAGUUGAAAAGAGCCUCCUUUUCUUUCCAUGAGAGAUUGGUUUUAAGCACAAAGAGAGAAAGACCCAUUGAGAUGAUGAUUGAUAGUUGGUGGGAAAAGGCCUCUCCUGGUGACCUCUUUCCCUCCCCCCUCCCCCCUCCCUGGGACCCUAGGAGGGGUACUGUGGGGGUCUGGGUGGAGGUGUUCUCCUGGUGACAUCAGGAGAAUGUGUGGAUCUCUUUCCCUCCCCCCUCCCCCCUCACUGGGACCCUAGGAGGGGUACUGUGGGGGUCUGGGUGGAGGUACUUUGGGGGUCUGGGUGGAGGUACUGUGGGGGUCUGGGUGGAGGUACUGUGGGGGUCUGGGUGGAGGUACUGUGGGGGUCUGGGUGAAGGUGGGAUGGUGAUGUAACAUCUAGCCACCCCCAGGACGGAUAGGUCUCAUGUCUGUAGGGGUUUCACAUUAUCUCCUACCUACACACUAUGGGGAUAUCCUACCUCCCCCCCACUAUGGGGAUAUCCUCCCUCCCCCCCCCCACUAUGGGGAUAUCCUCCCUCCCCCCACUAUGGGGAUAUCCUCCCUCCCCCCCCACUAUGGGGAUAUCCUCCCUCCCCCCCACUAUGGGGAUAUCCCCCUCCCCCCCACUAUGGGGAUUCCUCCCUCCCCCCCACUAUGGUGUAUCCUCCCUCCCCCCCCACUAUGGGGAUAUCCCUCCCUCCCCCCCACUAUGGGGAUAUCCUCCCUCCCCCCACUAUGGGGAUAUCCUCCCUCCCCCCCUAUGGGGAUAUCCUCCCUCCCCCCCACUAUGGGGAUAUCCUCCCUCCCCCCCACUAUGGGGAUAUCCUCCCUCCCCCCACUAUGGGGAUAUCCUCCCUCCCCCCCACUAUGGGGAUAUCCCCCCCCCCACUAUGGGGGAUAUCCCCCCUCCCCCCCCACUAUGGGGAUAUCCCCCCUCCCCCCCCACUAUGGGGAUAUCCUCCCCCCUCCCCCCCACUAUGGGGAUAUCCUCCCCCCUCCCCCCCCACUAUGGGGAUAUCCUCCCCCCUCCCCCCCCACUAUGGGGAUAUCCUCCCCCCUCCCCCCCACUAUGGGGAUAUCCUCCCUCCCCCCCACUAUGGGGAUAUCCUCCCUCCCCCCACUAUGGGGAUAUCCUCCCUCCCCCCCACUAUGGGGAUAUCCUCCCUCCCCCCCACUAUGGGGAUAUCCUCCCCUCCCCCCCACUAUGGGGAUAUCCUCCUCCCUCCCCCCCACUAUGGGGAUAUCCUCCCCCCUCCCCCCCACUAUGGGGAUAUCCUCCCCCCUCCCCCCCACUAUGGGGAUAUCCUCCCCCCUCCCCCCCACUAUGGGGAUAUCCUCCCCCCUCCCCCCCACUAUGGGGAUAUCCUCCCCCCUCCCCCCCCACUAUGGGGAUAUCCUCCCCCCUCCCCCCCCCACUAUGGGGAUAUCCUCCCCCCUCCCCCCCCACUAUGGGGAUAUCCUCCCCCCUCCCCCCACUAUGGGGAUAUCCUCCCCCCUCCCCCCCACUAUGGGGAUAUCCUCCCCCUCCCCCCCACUAUGGGGUAUAUCCUCCCUCCCCCCCCACUAUGGGGAUAUCCUCCUCCCUCCCCCCCACUAUGGGGAUAUCCUCCUCCCUCCCCCCCACUAUGGGGAUAUCCUCCUCCCUCCCCCCACUAUGGGGAUAUCCUCCUCCCUCCCCCCCACUAUGGGGAUAUCCUCCCCCUCCCCCCCCACUAUGGGGAUAUCCUCCCUCCCCCCCUACUAUGGGGAUAUCCUCCCUCCCCCCUACUAUGGGGAUAUCCUCCCUCCCCCCCACUAUGGGGAUAUCCCCUCUCCCCCCCACUAUGGGGAUAUCCUCCCCCCCCACUAUGGGGAUAUCCUCCCUCCCCCCUACUAUGGGGAUAUCCUCCCUCCCCCCUACUAUGGGGAUAUCCUCCCUCCCCCCCACUAUGGGGAUAUCCUCCUCCCUCCCCCCCACUAUGGGGAUAUCCUCCUCCCUCCCCCCCACUAUGGGGAUAUCCUCCCCCUCCCCCCCCACUAUGGGGAUAUCCUCCCCCCCUCCCCCCCACUAUGGGGAUAUCCUCCCCCCUCCCCCCCACUAUGGGGAUAUCCUCCCCCCUCCCCCCCCCACUAUGGGGAUAUCCUCCCCCCUCCCCCCCACUAUGGGGAUAUCCUCCCUCCCCCCCACUAUUGGGGAUAUCCCCCCUCCCCCCCACUAUGGGGAUAUCCCCUCUCCCCCCCACUAUGGGGAUAUCCUCCCCCCUCCCCCCCCCACUAUGGGGAUAUCCUCCCCCCUCCCCCCCACUAUGGGGAUAUCUUCCCCCCCCUCCCCCCCACUAUGGGGAUAUCCUCCCCCCCCUCCCCCCCCACUAUGGGGAUAUCCUCCCCCCUCCCCCCCACUAUGGGGAUAUCCUCCCCCUCCCCCCCACUAUGGGGAUAUCCUCCUCCCUCCCCCCCACUAUGGGGAUAUCCUCCCUCCCCCCCACUAUGGGGAUAUCCUCCCUCCCCCCACUAUGGGGAUAUCCUCCCUCCCCCCCACUAUGGGGAUAUCCUCCCUCCCCCCCACUAUGGGGAUAUCCUCCUCCCUCCCCCCCACUAUGGGGAUAUCCUCCUCCCCCCCCCCCCACUAUGGGGAUAUCCUCCCUCCCCCUCACUAUGGGGAUAUCCUCCUCCCUCCCCCCCACUAUGGGGAUAUCCUCCUCCCUCCCCCCCCACUAUGGGGGAUAUCCUCCUCCCUCCCCCCCCACUAUGGGGAUAUCCUCCCCCCUCCCCCCCACUAUGGGGAUAUCCUCCCCCCCCCCCCCACUAUGGGGAGCUAUUGUUCUGCUUCUCUCUUUCUACAAAGCAUUUUAUUGACAUGUCAUUCUUUUUUUUUAUUUGAUAAUCUUUUAUCUAUAGCCAAGCCAAUGAGAAUCCAAUAUGCUUCUGUAUGAUUAGUCAUGUAUGAAGUAUAUCGCGACCCCAACCAUGUGGGACUAUGACAGUUAAUUGCAAAUGAGUCUGACAUCAUGUCUCUUAUCUCACCACCACUAAUGAGAUGGGUGUGGCUUGAUGCACGUCGCCUCGGAGCUUCUCCAAGUCAGUGGGCGGGGUCGACAGUGCGCACCUCAUCUCUCCUGUCACAUCCAACCUGGAUCCAUAUUUGUUUUAAUGCAGAUGAGAGCACUGAAUCGGCGUACCAUGAGUUGUGCCGCUCAACGGGAGACUGCACAGUAUUGAUACACUACCACCACACAUAAUAGGACAUCCAUUGAGGGCCAGGAGUUUUCCUGUCUGAUCAAGGAAAAUUCCUGGCCCUACAUACUGUUUAUCGUCUCAGGUUGAUGUUGUUGUUGUCUCUUCAGAGUCUCCUCUGCAGUUCUACGUAAACAACACCAACAGUGCCAACGUGACGGCCUCCGGUCCUGGUCUGGUCUAUGGCGUCGCCAACAAGACCGCCGUGUUCACCAUCUACACAGAGGACGCUGCCGAGGGUACGCACGCCGGAGACUACCGUCACACACACCAACACACACACACACCAACACGCACAGACACACACACACACACCACCACACACACACCAACACGCACAGACACACACACAACACACAGGAGGACGCUGCCGAGGUACGCACACCGGAGACUACCGUCACACUCACCAACACACACACACACACACACACACACACACACACACACACACACAGAGGACGCUGCCGAGGGUACGCACACCGGAGACUACCGUCACACACACACACACACACACACACCAACACGCACAGACACACACACACACACAGAGGACGCUGCCGAGGGUACGCACACCGGAGACUACCGUCACACACACCACACCACACCACAACACACCGCACAGACACAUACACACACCAACACACACACUGAGGACGCUGCCGAGGGUACGCACACCGGAGACUACCGUCACACUCACCAACACACACACACCAACACACACACACACACACAGAGGACGCUGCCGAGGGUUACGCACACCCGGAGACUACCGUCACACACACACACACACACACACACACACACACGCACAGACACAUACACACACCAACACACACACUGAGGACGCUGCCCAGGAUACGCACACCGGAGACUACCGUCACACACACACACACCGUCACACACACACACACCGUCACACACACACACACGCACAGACACACACACACACUGAGGACGCUGCCGAGGGUACGCACACCGGAGACUACCGUCACACUCACCAACACACACACACACACCAACACACACACACACGCACAGACACACACACACACACACUGAGGACGCUGCCGAGGGUACGCACACCGGAGACUACCGUCACACACACACACACCAACACACACACACACACACGCACACACACUGAGGACGCUGCCGAGGGUACGCACACCGGAGACUACCGUCACACACACCAACACACACACACACACACCAACACACACACACACACACACCAACACACACACUGAGGACGCUGCCGAGGGUACGUACAGGACAGAAGAGCCAUGGUUUGCUCUGAGGGGAAAUUGAAAUUCAUAGGAUAAGACAUAUUUCUCGCCACCAAACAGAGAGUAACAUUUUUUUUUAAACUGUAAAUGAUGACUUGUCUGGUGGACGUCAUGGUUGUCUGAAACGUACUUUUUAAACAUCUAAAUAAAGUCUAGUGUUGAUAGAUGGAGCAUCUUAUCCCCAUCGACUGUGUGUUUGACCUGUUGGUACUCUAGGAGGUCUGGACCUGGCCAUCGAGGGUCCGUCCAAGGCAGAAAUCUGCUGUCAGGAUAAUAAAGAUGGCACCUGCACAGUGACCUACCUGCCUGUUCUCCCUGGAGACUACCAAAUA